This is a messenger RNA of Pichia kudriavzevii, 462 nucleotides long. RefSeq lists its product as uncharacterized. The transcript has a single exon. Gene Ontology annotation, molecular function: cytoskeletal motor regulator activity; myosin heavy chain binding; calcium ion binding. Gene Ontology annotation, biological process: actomyosin structure organization; mitotic cytokinesis. The record is from RefSeq and is a predicted model, not a curated record. The coding region runs from base 1 to 462 and encodes 153 amino acids. Lineage: Eukaryota; Fungi; Ascomycota; Pichiomycetes; Pichiales; Pichiaceae. Gene Ontology annotation, cellular component: cytoplasm; myosin II complex.
AUGAGCAAUGAAGACUUUGAAUUUUCCAAGAGCACUAUACAGAAGUACAAAACUAUGUUUCAGAUAAUAGACAAAGAUGGCGAUAAUCACAUAUCUGUUUCGGACUUGCACGACGCCUUUAAUGGCAUUGGACAUCGAAUAGAAGAAGCAGAGGUCAAGAACAACUUACUGGGUGAAUUUGAAGACAACAAAAUCGACUUCAAUGCAUUUCUCAGAAUUGUGGGGUCCAAGUUUGGUGGCUUUAGUAGUGAAGAAGAGUUGAAAGAUGCCUUUUCAACCUUUGUUGAUUCUUCGGGCAAUAUAGAAGGUAAGGCUUUUAAGGAAGACGUCGCCAGCGUUACCGAAGCUCAAGAAGAUAAGCAACCGAUUGAAGAGGUCAUUGACGAAUUUACAAAGGAAAAUAGAAUAACAAGCUACAAAAAAGUUGACUCUGAGAAAUUUAUUGAUAACGUUAAAAUCUAG